Molecule: messenger RNA, 1660 nt
Organism: Perognathus longimembris pacificus (Pacific pocket mouse)
Lineage: Eukaryota; Metazoa; Chordata; Mammalia; Rodentia; Heteromyidae
Product: class I histocompatibility antigen, Gogo-B*0102 alpha chain-like
Exons: 7
Coding region: 148-1212 (354 amino acids)
Biological process (GO): positive regulation of T cell mediated cytotoxicity; antigen processing and presentation of endogenous peptide antigen via MHC class I via ER pathway, TAP-independent; immune response
Cellular component (GO): external side of plasma membrane
Molecular function (GO): peptide antigen binding; signaling receptor binding
Source: RefSeq, a predicted model, not a curated record
UCCCUGAGGUUACAAGCUAGUCCACCUGGCCACACCUCCCUGCCCCAGUCCUAGAUAAGGCCCUGCUGUAAUCAACUUUUCUCUCCUGCCAGAACAUCCCAGGGCGGUCUCCAUUAUCGGCUACCUUCUUUAAUAACUCUUACAGGCAUGAUGCCCAUCUAUGCCUUCCUGUUGCUGCUCUGGGGGGCCCUGGCCCCGAAGCAGACCUGGGCACGCUUCCACUCCCUGAAGUAUUUGGACACCGCGGUGUCCCGGCCGGGCCGCGCGGACCCACGCUUCAUCAUCGUCGGCUACGUGGACGACACCCCGUUCGUGCACUACGACAGCGAAGCCCCGAGUCCGAAGAUGGAGCCGCGGGCGCCGUGGGUGGAGCCGGCGGGGUCCAAGCACUGGGAGCAGGAGACGCAGAUCUGCAAGGCCAAAGCGCAGAUUUUCCGGGAUCAACUGCAGACCCUUCUGGGUUACUACAACCAGAGCCGGGACGGCUCUCACACCUACCAGAGGAUCUGCGGCUGCGACGUGGGGCCCGACGGACGCUUCCUUCGCGGGUACAGAGCCGAGGCCUACGACGGCGAGGAUUUCAUCUCUUUGAACGAGGACCUGAACUCCUGGACCGCGGCAGACACCGUGGCUCAGAUCAUUCGGCGCAAAUGGGAGGCAACAGGUGAAACCGAACAAGAGAGAGCCUACCUGGAGAAGGAGUGCGUGAAGAGGCUCCUGAGAUACCUGGAGAACGGGAAGGAGGCGCUAAAGCGCGCAGAUCCCCCAAAGACAAAUGUGGUCUACCACCCCACUUCUGACCCUAUGGUCACCCUGAGGUGCUGGGCCCUGGACUUCUACCCUGCGGAGAUCACCAUGACCUGGCAGCGUGAUGGAGAGGACCUGAUCCAGGAAACAGAGCUUGGAGAGACCAGGCCUGCAGGAGAUGGAACCUUCCAGAAGUGGGCAGCUAUAAUGGUGCCUUCUGGGGAGGAACAGAGAUAUACAUGCUAUGUACAACAUGAGGGGCUGCCUGAGCCCCGCACCCUGACAUGGGAGCCACCUCCAAAGCGCAAAUUUCCUGUCACAGAAAUUGUCCUUGUCUUGGUUCUCUUUGGAAGUGCGGUGGCUGUUGCAAUAUGGAGGAAGAAAAAAGCAGGUACUGAUGGUUUCCAGGGCUCUGAUGCAUCUCUCAUGACAAGAAGUAUUAAAGAGCUGCCUGUGUGGGACUGAGUGGCACAAGAUUAGUGCAAGUCUCUCCGUGGUGACGUGAAGAUGACUGCAUCCUUUUUCUGCAAAGAUGUAUAAGUGCAUCUGCAUUCCUAUAGGCAUGGUGUGAAGAACGGGGGAGGCCAGCCCCCCCCCCUCCACCAGGGCCAUUGUCCCCAUACUGACUGACCUACCUUCUCCACAAACUGCCUGUUCCAGCAGACCAGGGCUGGGGCGUCUCCUUAUAGUUUUAAUGGUACAUUUGGCUACAACAUCUGACAGUACAUAGAAAAAAUACAAAUCUCAAUGUAAACUUGUAAAUCCUUAGUGUGAGGGUUUGAUGAGUUAAUUUUAGGAAAAGUUUCUUAAAGCCAGGUCCAGUGGCUCUCGCCUGUAAUCCUAGCUACUCAGUAGGCCGAGAUCUGGGAAUCCCAGUUUCAAGUCAGCCUGUGCAGAAAGUCUAAGACUUUUU